AAAUUACCGAAUUCCGUUUUCAAAAUGAGGCUAGGAAAAAGGUUACUUUUAAUACCUUAAAUGUUACGGCAGAAAUUCCAUUGGUUAAAUACGCAGUGGCUUUUGGUAAAUUUGUCCCGCUUCUAAAUUUGGAAAAAUGUUAUAUUACAAAUAGGGAUGUAAAAAGCCCGGUCCGAUUCCAGAAGUCUUAA
Racocetra persica is the source of this 191-nucleotide messenger RNA. NCBI's taxonomy places the organism in Eukaryota, Fungi, Glomeromycota, Glomeromycetes, Diversisporales, Gigasporaceae. The record is from the annotation of a GenBank genome assembly.